AUGCUAACGCGAAUGGAACGACCCGACAUGCUAACGCGAAUGGAUUAUGACCACAUUACUCCCCAAAAUCAUUUCACAGACGAGCCGCAAUUCUGGGCACGUUAUGGCUCUGGACCUGGCGUUGCAGUUACAGGGUGGCCCUCUCAAGGAGGAAUCUAUACGCUACAGGUUUGUAGCCGCGUGGAACUAGAAUUCUUGGAACUAGACCUAUUUAACAACACUUUGCGCCCAUCUGCAUCCAAUCCUGAGUGGCAGAACAAAGAGAAUGCGCACUGUGAUCGGAUGCGUCGCCUUGGUCCUACCUGGUGGAAGAGCGAAUAUGCGCGAUUUUAUAGUGGGAUGUUGGAAAUCUCUGAAGGGCGUGACAACGGUAAAGACAACUACAUCCGCGCUGGUUGGCCCCCCGGAGGCGGAGUAUGGGUUUUGCAGACAACAAGAGACGAAGCGAGCGAGAAAGGUUUAGCGAAGCUCCAAAACGCCAAUACGAUGCAAGAGCGGUGCGAGUUGAUUGAAAAGUCAGGUGGCGUUUUUUAUGAAGACCCUAAAGCUUGUCCAUAUCUCGACCUUCCUUGA
This is a messenger RNA of Penicillium lagena, 573 nucleotides long. RefSeq lists its product as uncharacterized. The record is from RefSeq and is a predicted model, not a curated record. The transcript is spliced from 2 exons. The coding region runs from base 1 to 573 and encodes 190 amino acids. Lineage: Eukaryota; Fungi; Ascomycota; Eurotiomycetes; Eurotiales; Aspergillaceae.